UCUCUCUCUCAAGAUCUUCUUCUUCUUCUUUGGUUCCUAUUCUUAAGGCACGGCUGGGAUAUUUAAUUAUCCUAGAUAGGGAUAACAAUGGAGGAACUAAGAGCGACGUGGCCGGAUGGUUUGGAAGAUGAACUCAUUAGAGAGCUUCUCGACAAUCAGUCUCCUUUCUUUCUGCUACCGGAGAUGACCACCGAACCCGCGGAAGAUGCUAUUAUGAACAGGCUCAUCUCCAGUACUAGUACUGUCUACUCCGAGCCAACAAUAUCUGAAGAUCUUGAGGAUGCAUUUUCUACGACGACCUCAAAGGAUCACCAACACCAAGAACUUUCACAACCCAGAAUUUCUGCGUUAAUGGAAAGAGGUCUGAACAAGGUUGAGAAUAAGAACACACUGAAAAUCAAGAGCUACAGUAAUGCGAUGGCUGAUGACGGAUAUAAAUGGAGGAAAUACGGACAGAAAGCCAUUAAGAAUAGUCCACAUCCUAGGAGCUAUUACAGGUGUACCAACCCGAGGUGCAAUGCAAAGAAGCAGGUAGAGAGGUCGAGCGAGGACCCACAGACACUCCUCAUCACCUAUGAAGGACUCCACUUACACUUUGCCUACCCACACAGCUUCAUACCUGCUGAAUCCCAGCCUAUUAAUCCAACCAUCAAGAAGGCCAAGAAGACACAUGAUCAAACCCAGCAAAUAUUGCAGGAACUCCAAGAAAGCUCAGCAGAUCUUACUACUCCUCCUGAUCUGCAGCAGCAGCAGCAGCUGUUCUUAAGAACAUCUUUGGACUAUCCACAGGAAUGGGACCCAGAAGGAAUGGUCGUCCCACAAGGGUUGCUUGAAGAUGUGGUCAUGCCAUUCAUGAUUCCAAAUCCUCUCAACAAUAAUACAUCCCCAAAUUACUCUUCUUGCUCGUCUUACCCUUCUCCUCCUCCUUCACCUCCUUUGUUUUGGUCAUGUGCUACUCAUUCUUCUGCAUGUUUUGAUAUAGGCAUCGAGCAUUAGAUAUUAUUGUAUGGGUGAAAAUCCAGUAAGCAUUUAUGGUUGAUCUGUUUCUAAUAUGGAUCUAAUAAUGUGAUCUAAGAA
Juglans regia (Persian walnut) is the source of this 1077-nucleotide messenger RNA. RefSeq names its product probable WRKY transcription factor 49. Bases 88 to 996 code for a protein of 302 amino acids. Gene Ontology annotation, molecular function: DNA-binding transcription factor activity; sequence-specific DNA binding. Gene Ontology annotation, biological process: regulation of DNA-templated transcription. The record is from RefSeq and is a predicted model, not a curated record. The transcript is spliced from 3 exons. Lineage: Eukaryota; Viridiplantae; Streptophyta; Magnoliopsida; Fagales; Juglandaceae.